This is a messenger RNA of Xiphophorus maculatus (southern platyfish), 2867 nucleotides long. It is a transcript of the gene sgpl1, whose product is annotated as sphingosine-1-phosphate lyase 1. Gene Ontology annotation, molecular function: pyridoxal phosphate binding; sphinganine-1-phosphate aldolase activity. NCBI's taxonomy places the organism in Eukaryota, Metazoa, Chordata, Actinopteri, Cyprinodontiformes, Poeciliidae. The transcript is spliced from 14 exons. The record is from RefSeq and is a predicted model, not a curated record. Gene Ontology annotation, cellular component: endoplasmic reticulum. Gene Ontology annotation, biological process: carboxylic acid metabolic process; sphingolipid catabolic process. The coding region runs from base 112 to 1809 and encodes 565 amino acids.
CUGCGGCUCCCUGUAGCAUUUAGAUGCGAGCUGAGGGGCAGACAGACAGUCAGGCUUUACAUGAGAAGUGAACAAAGAGGAAGAAUUUAAACGGCAGCUCAACUCGGAAACAUGGAUUACUGGAGUGCCUUGGAGGUGUAUAAGGAGAUGCUGCUGCUGUACCUGGAGGAAGGCCGGCGGCAGAUCAACUCCCGCUGUUCCCACCUGGAGCCGUGGCAAAUCAUCGGAGCAUCUGUCCUCACCACGCUGGCAGUUCUCUGGCUCAAGGGAUUCCUCUUCCAGCGAGAAAGUCUCACUUCCAGAAUCAAGAAGCAAGUCUUUCGACUCGUCAGAAAAAUACCGUUUGUUGGUGACAAUAUUCAGAAGCAGCUGAACAAGGCUCUGGACGACAUGUCCCACAGUCUGUGUACGCUGAAGGAGGGGAUGAGUUACACUCAGCAGCUGCCCACUAAAGGGCUAACUCAGAGCCAAGUCAUGGAAAAAAUCAAAGAGUAUCAAACGCUGAAUGACGUACAGUGGGACAAAGGGUGUGUUUCCGGUGCCGUGUACUGGGGGGAUGAAACGCUGACCAAACUCCUGGUGAAGGUUUAUGGAGAUUUUGCGUGGAGCAACCCUCUCCACCCGGACAUCUUUCCUGGCGUCAGGAAGAUGGAAGCUGAGGUAGUCCGAAUGUCCUGCUCCCUGUUCAACGGUGGACCCAACUCCUGCGGAACUGUCACUUCUGGAGGAACUGAGAGCAUCCUGAUGGCCUGCAAAGCGUACAGAGACUUGGCUUAUGAGCGGGGUGUGACGUUCCCUGAAAUUCUAGCUCCAGUGAGCGUCCACGCAGCGUUCGACAAAGCAGCACAUUACUUUGGGAUGAAACUCGUCCACAUUCCUCUCGACCAGAAGACCAUGAAGGUCGACGUUAAGGCGAUGAGGAGAGCCAUCAGCAAAAACACAGCCAUGCUUGUCUGCUCGGCGCCCCAGUUCCCCCAUGGCAUCCUGGAUCCGGUUGAAGAAGUAGCCAAGCUGGCGGUGCGCUACGACAUCCCGCUGCAUGUGGAUGCCUGUUUGGGCGGGUUUCUCAUUGUUUUCAUGGAAAAAGCUGGUUACUCACUCGCCCCGUUUGACUUCAGAGUGAAGGGAGUUACCAGCAUCUCUGCAGACACCCACAAGUACGGCUACGCGCCCAAAGGCUCCUCUGUGAUCCUCUACAGCGAUAAAAAGUACCGUCAGUACCAGUACUUCGUGGCUCCAGACUGGCAGGGGGGAAUCUACGCCUCGCCGUCGGUGGCGGGCUCCAGGCCCGGAGGAAUCAUCGCCGCCUGCUGGGCCACCAUGAUGUACAUGGGAGAGAGCGGCUACGUGGACGCCACCAAGAAGAUCAUCGGCACGGCGCGCAAGAUCAGAAACGAGAUGAGAAAAAUAAAGGGAGUGUUUGUGUUUGGGAGCCCGGAGGUGUCCGUGGUGGCCAUCGGCUCCGAGGACUUCGACAUCUUCCGCCUUUCGAACGCGCUGACGUCGAAGGGCUGGAACCUGAACACGCUGCAGUUUCCGUCCAGCAUCCACCUCUGCUGCACGGUGCUGCACACCCAGCCUGGCGUCGCUGAUCGGUUCAUUCAGGAAGUUAAAGAGGAGGUCGCCAUCAUCAUGAAGAACCCCAGAGAGAAAACCACAGGAAUGGGGGCGAUCUACGGCAUGGCCCAGUCCAUCCCGGACCGGUCCCUGGUGACGGAGAUCUCCAGAGGGUUCCUGGACUGUCUCUACAGCACCGAGGUAUCGAAAUCCAACAUCAGCCACAUGAACGGCAACGGCAAAGCCCACUAAAUUUAACUCUCCACAUCCUUGAACCCGAUUUCAAGGUCAAUGCGCUCCUUGUUAAAUCGCUCAACGGUUGCCUUAUUAUUUAAAACUGCACUGAGAACGUCUGCAGAGCGUUUAGGAGAAGAAGAAGCCAUCAUCACUUAGCUGAACCCAGAGGGAAACUGGACUUUCCUGGGUUCACCAGAACCUUUAACUUGAUUUUAACAAUGGGAUUGAAUGUGUGUGUGUGUUAUUUUAUCUUUCAUUCAUUUCAGUGACAGUUUUUAUUUGUUAAUCUCGACAUGUUCUCCAACUGGUGCAUCUCAAGAAAUCAAAAAAGCAUCAUAAAAUUAACCUGUUGAUGAUUUCAGUGUUUAUUUCUGAUUUUUUUCUGUGAUUAUUUAUUCAAUCUUAUGAAAAUCUAAAAGCUUUCGUCUCAAGAUUAGAAUAUUACAUUCUAGGAAACUACUGCAUCAAUGCGGCAUGGCAUGGAGGGGAUUAGGAAGUAGCAGUCCUGAGAAAGCCCACAGUUUUUGCUUCCAGUUAACUUUCCAUUAACUUUGCUUGUAUGCAGCCCUGCUGAUAUUUUGAUGUUAUUGAACUUGUAUAAUAAUUUCUAAGAGACUUUUAUGUUUGGUUUUCAUUAGAUUUCUACUAUAAUCAUCAAAAUAAACACUUUAACAGUUGAAAUGGUGGAAAUUUCAGAAGUUUUUGAUAUUUUGAGAUGCACCUGUGUUUAAACCAUAGCAAAACAAUUCAGUUUUUUCUUCUAUUUUCAUUUUUAUUUUUACCUGAACAUUUCAGCUUCUUUCAGCAACGCCUCAAAACCACUGUUAGAGCUGCUGUGCUGCCCUCUAGCGUGAAAACGUGAGGACUGCAGCAAUAUUUCUGUCAGCGCCUCAACUUGCAGCAUUUAUUUCAUUUUGUCUUGUUGGUGCAAAGAGCUCUGCAGCACAGCGGCCUUUUAAAUCCAUCUUAGAUAGAAAGAAAGAGUACAUUUCUGCUAAAGAAAAUCUAAGAAAUUUCCUAGAAAAAACUUGAAAAUUUAAAAGUGUCUAAAAGUUGAACAUUUGUUAGAAAAG